This is a messenger RNA of Knipowitschia caucasica, 243 nucleotides long. The record is from the annotation of a GenBank genome assembly. NCBI's taxonomy places the organism in Eukaryota, Metazoa, Chordata, Actinopteri, Gobiiformes, Gobiidae.
AUGGCGGCUCACCCCAGCGGGAAGCUCCCUCUGCCCACACUGGUGGUCACCGCGUACACCGCUAAACAGCCCAAGAAGAGCCGCUCUCUGGCGGAGAAGAUCGACGCCAAACGAACCAAAGACAAACUUAGAGCCAAGACUCGGAUUAAUAUCGGCUCUGCGCAUGCGCCGUGGCGAAAGCUGCGAGACGGACUCGGACUGGCCCUGGACUCUCAGCUGGCGAGACUUCUGCUGGACACGUAA